GUGAGAUAAGUUCAAGAUUUUGCUCCUCUUGUUUUUAUUACAAAUUUCUUGAAACUCUAUGAACGAAUCAAAGCCUGACUAGCAUGUGUCCAUGAAACAGCGACGCACAUUUGUCAGUAAGCGGUCAGGGAGAGAAAGCUUUACUGAAUGAAAUAACAUGGAAUAACGAAACAUCCACUUGAAAACUUGAAUCUUGAGUGUGAAGUGUAUAAGUUGGAGUUGCCAGCGUGGCGAUAACUUCCUUUACCAUUACUUACAGUACGUUUUCUUAUAUUGGAUUGUGCACAAGAGGAGUGAGCACCAGCAGCAUGGCGUAUCAUCAAGGUCGCGUUGUUGUAGACGGUCGAGUGUCCUACGCCACCAUGGGGGAGUCAGAAGAGCGCAUUGUGAUGACGCCUCGGGGCAAGACAGCGAACUCCACAACAAUUAUGGUGGAGCGUCGCAAGGUGGUGUCCCAGGAAGGCAACGUGCAUGUGGGGGGUGGCCAGCACUCCGGCAUCAUCAUCAACAAGGAAGCAAGGCCUGAAGACGUGGAGGACACGGCCGCUCACCUGCAGCUGGAGUUCAAGGUGUUCCUGGUCAACGCUCAGACACAGAAGCACACUCAGGAGAGUCGGCAGCUCCGGUUCUGGUUCCUGAGUCACGUUCCAGAGAAGGAGAGGAUGAGGAGUGCCCAGGAGUUCUUCAAGGAGUUAGUUGCACCCCUGGAGUUUCCUAGAGAUUAUGUUGGGUUUAUAAAGAAGAUAAUGAAGAUGAUGCAACACAAGUACAAGAUGAUCAGCAAGGUGGAGGUGGAACUGAAGCAGCUGGAAGAGUCUGACAGUCCCCCCACCAGACCCACAAGGGCAGGCGCCGCUCUUUACACAGUGGGCUGCAGUGAGCCAGAUGCAGUGGAGGACCAGACACCUACACUGAGUGAAGAGAAGAUACUGGAGAUGAUUGAGUCAUCAUAUCCUAACCCAAUCACUGUACAAGAAAUGGCCAAGCGUGCGUCAUCAACAGUGGAGCAGGUGAAGGAGUUCAUUGCCAAGCUGGCUGAGAAGGGACUCAUCAAGGCCAUGACGACUGACUGCUACACUAGAGUGGUCCAGAAUGAAACAGAUGUUAAGGUAGUGAGGCAGAUGCCCACCAUCACUUCCAAGAAGCAGCCCACCAUCGCCAUCAUCACCGCCCACUACUGUGAGAAGCUUGCCGUCGACACCAUGAUUGAGAACCAAGAGACCUUUGUGCGCUACACCACUGUCGGUGGUAGUUAUGGAGAAAGCAACAUCUAUACUCUGGGCAACAUUGGAGCACACAGAGUGGUGUGCACCAAACUUCCCACUGUUGGCCAUGACCGCUCUGCCUCCAUCGCUGCAGGAAACACCACCACCAGACUGCUAGGAACCUUCCAAAAGGUAGAUCAUGUGUUCCUGGUGGGCACAGCAGGUGGAGUGCCGCACUACACAGACUACAAUAAACAUGUCAGGCUUGGAGACGUGGUGGUGGCAACACCACCAGCAGGACAAAAGUUCAUCUACAUGUACUGUGAAGGUUCCAAGAUAUUAGAAAAUGGUUCAUAUGAAUUUGAAACCAAAUCAUGGGGACCGCCUGAUCUCAGCCUGCAAAACAUUGCCUACCAACUACAACAACAGGGAAUAGAGAAGAAUGGCCCCAUGCCCUGGAUUGAGUACAUGGAAGCGGGCAAUACCAAGCUACAGGAGCAAGAGAUGGACUUCUCCCGCCCCAACGAGUCCACCGACAAGCUGUACAUGAGUAUCGGUGGGUCAGACGUCAUUGAAGUGUCUCACCCUCUGCCUCCUGAGGGAAGUGAGAAUGUGAGAGAUCCCACCAAGCCACGUGUCCACCUGGGUGUGGUGGCAGCCGGCCGCUCUGUGGUUGAUAAUGACCAGAUGCGGCAGGACUUUGCCUCCCAGCUGUCAGUGGUGGCAUACGACCAGGAGUUUGAUGCUGUGGUGGAAUCAGUCUAUGGCAAUCGCAAAGACCAGUAUGUGUUCAUCAGAGGAAUUUGUGACUACAAGGACGGGACACGCAACAAGGACUGGCAGCCGUACGCAGCGCUGGUGGCGGCAGCGUUCAUGAAGGCAGUGAUCUGCGGGAUGGAGCCGCCCGCUGAUGACUAGUUUGCUCACUAAGAUAUCCUCUGGUUAUUGUACAGGAUGGUGCACAAGUUGCCUUACACCACUGAUGAACAGGAACCAUCAGCUUAUGUGGAGCAACUUAUGUGUUGUCCUGUAUUAAUGUUAUCAAACAAACAAAUUCUAAUUCUAUAAAUGCCAUAGGUAACACAUUGUUGUAUAUUUUUGAAUCAUAGUUUUUUUUCAUGGUUGAGAUCAGAAUCUCUUGAAUAUUUAUGAUAGUAUAUAUAGAUAAUGUAUACAUAAAACAAAACAAAACUAUCUUAAUCUUGUCAUAUUAUUUUCUUCCAAGAUGGAGUGGAGGAUGCAGUGCACACAGUUUAUAAAUCUCAAAGUUAUUUUCUUAAUUUUCAUCACCAAGCAAGGUGACACAAAGGGGAGGUUAUCCUGUGCUGGUACCUGUGAUGUAGCUUUAGUGUAGCACAGACCACACACUCUUGGCAGCUGUAGGGAGAGUUACUCACAUCUGGUGGUGGAAUGAAUGAUGGAAAGAGAGAGAGAGAGAGAGAGGCUCUUGUGUGACUCCGUUCAUUCAGUGUGUGCAGUGCAUCCCUCACCGCCUGGUUGAAAUAUCAGCUGGAAACACACACACACAUAUCGGAUUUUCCAAGAAUGCCAUGUGUUGUGUAUUGUCCUGUAAACCUUGUUGCUCUUGUGAGAUCUUAUUUUGUCUGUUCAUAAUAUUCCUUUACAAAUUCUGCUCAAGGCUUUCAUGAGCAUUGCAAAUGUUUUAUGCAACACAUUUCACUUUGUUUGUGAUAUAUCACUGUAUUCAUGUUCCUCAGGACACUAGCAGAUACAAAGAGGAGUAAAAGAUAUGCAUAAUACUUGCAUGUAACAUUGACAGAUACAAUAUUGAGGUUGCACAGUGACAGAUGAGCACCUGAGCCUCACUUAGAUGCUGCUGCUUAGCUGUUAUCAUUCCAGUGCAUUUUGUUGUAAUACAUGCUGGCACAGAGCAGCAGCCAUCAUGGUCAGUCUCUUAUGAAUGAAGUCACCCAUACUUGUGAAACAUUGUGGUAAGACUGGUGAAACCUUAAGUUACAACAUUGAUAACAAGAUAAUAUUGUAAUGUUUCAUGCUGUAAGAGGACUUGUAAGGGAUAUUGAAGGAACAGGGUGACAUGAGCAUAUAUGGUGGUAAGAAAGACCGGAUGUGUGAACAAUGGAUUUAACUUUCCAGAAAUAAUGAAAAUGAGAAUGAAUUAAAGACAAACUUUAUGCAAAUGGAAAUCGUCCACAAGGUUAAACUUAUUUUAAAGUACAUAUAGAGAUGGGACAACAAAAGCUCAACUCAUAUCUUAUAUAUUACAAUUAAUUAUAUAUAGGAACUCACUUGCCUGCACAGUGAGGAAGACACACAUUCACAAGGGAACAAACAAUGUAACUUAUGGGACUUUGUGUGACUUAUAAAUGAAGUGCUUCUUUAAUGACAUGUUAAAUAGUUUAUACCAUUAGAUAUGACAUAGUUCCCACAUUUUAAACACAUACAUAAUUUGCUAGAAUCACAACAACUUGUACACUUCAUGGCACAGCUUUACAUUACCUGAAGAAAUAAUACUUUGUGAGAAAUCUUCUAUAAUGUACAGCACAAGAUGAUGUUGGUUCCUUUCCAUGAGGAGACAAACAUUGAGGUCUUCCCAGUGCAAACAGCACCACGUUCACCACAUAGAACAACUGUUUUGAAAAUAGGAGCAUCUUCGUAAUCUGUGUCCAUGAAUCUUCUUGCUUCAAUAUUUUAAAAACAAUAUAAUGCUUGUGGUAGACCUUGUCCAGUAUCCUUGCACCUCUCUCAGCUUGCUCACCACACACACAUGAUAGUCCAGCUGCUGCUAGCAUGAUAUCAAUGCAAGACCAAAUUAAUAUUCUUUAGGUAGAAACUGCAGUGUAUACAUAGCUCCUGUAAUACUCCCUUUGUACUUCUGAGGGCUGACAGUGCAAGGAAGAACGUCACAGUCAUACUCAUAGGUGGAGCACAAACUGCCACUUUUUGUCUCUUAUUGCACAAAGAAAAAUUUACUGGUCUCUUUAUUGCAAGAAUUUUUUUUUUUUUUUUUUUUUUUUUUACAGUACCUAUCAGUUUGUAAGGGAAGAGUAUCUGAGCUAGUCUCAUAUGUGUAAGUUAUAUUAGUGCCUGUAAUCUUAUAGCAUAAUAUUAAUGCUGUGGACAAUGCCUCUCUGAGAGCAGUGACAUCAUAAAAUUAUGCACUUGUUUCAUUUUUUACGAUAGGUUUUAUAAUCAUUCAUGUCUUAUGUAAAACUUUUCUGUUUAGGGUGUUUUUUUUUUAUAUUUUGAAGUUAGAUAUGUCAUGAGUAAGCACCAACAAAAUUUAGUCAUUGUACUCUCAAGUAUGAAUAUAUAUAUUUAAUAUUUCUGUCAGAUUGUAGAAAUGAAAGGUCAUUCGUUGAGUACAUUAGUUAAAGCAUCAGGCUAGAGUAUAUAUCCUUAGUGCACCAAAUUGUUUUCCUGGCUAGUCAAGGCUAUAGGUAAGGCAUGGAGGAGAGUGCAAGAUGGGUGCUACCUUAAUAACGUUAUGUGGUGCGUUUCUCAUACCUUGUGUGCAGCUUAUGUUGGUGAGGGCAGGACAGUUGGCCAUAUUCUGAAACACUUCUGUGCCACACCUGACUUCUUUAAAAGAUUCUAGUUGAAGUUAGAUGGAUUUUUAAGAGUGUUUACAUGGUUAUAGUGACAGAUGAACAAGAUUUCUAUGUUAUCAACAGGAAGAACACUAAUGAGAACCCAACUAAUCAUCUCCAUGUCCUUUGGAAAUAGUCAUAGGGAAAGAGCUAAGUGUUUCAGAGUAUAGGCCAGCCAGUUGCCACUACUUGCCAGGUCCUAUUUUGUCAUACUGAUGCAUUAUAUGUCACUAAUUUGUUUUUUUUCUUAUACUUAAUUUUACUUGACGGUAGACCUAGAUUUAUUUUCUGUACACAACUAUACUUCUCUCUCUCUCUCUCUCUCUCUCUCUCUCUCUCUCUCUCUCUCUCUCUCUCUCUCUCUCUCUCUCAUAGGAACUGUUGUAUAGAUCAGACUUGUUAGCAGUGUGCCAAUAGGAGCCAAAGACAAUCUAUUCAAUAAAGAUAGAACAGA
Messenger RNA from Portunus trituberculatus (swimming crab), 5228 nucleotides. RefSeq lists its product as uncharacterized. The record is from RefSeq and is a predicted model, not a curated record. Gene Ontology annotation, molecular function: catalytic activity. The transcript is spliced from 16 exons. Lineage: Eukaryota; Metazoa; Arthropoda; Malacostraca; Decapoda; Portunidae. Bases 309 to 2123 code for a protein of 604 amino acids. Gene Ontology annotation, biological process: nucleoside metabolic process.